Mollisia scopiformis is the source of this 2701-nucleotide messenger RNA. RefSeq names its product DNA repair helicase rad25. Gene Ontology annotation, biological process: nucleotide-excision repair; transcription initiation at RNA polymerase II promoter. The transcript is spliced from 2 exons. Bases 44 to 2563 code for a protein of 839 amino acids. Gene Ontology annotation, cellular component: nucleotide-excision repair factor 3 complex; transcription factor TFIIH holo complex; transcription preinitiation complex. The record is from RefSeq and is a predicted model, not a curated record. Gene Ontology annotation, molecular function: hydrolase activity; ATP binding; DNA binding. Lineage: Eukaryota; Fungi; Ascomycota; Leotiomycetes; Helotiales; Mollisiaceae.
CUUUUCUCAACGUCGCUGCAUCAUCUGCUGGCGGACCGUCAAGAUGCCGGCUAAAAGAAAAGCUACAUCAAAUGUUAAGGGCGGCGCAAAGGCUGGGAGGGAUUCCAGCGUCUCGACUCCAGGCCCAGGCACCCCUCGAGAGAUCGGUAGCAGCGACGAGUACGUCUCUUCAGAUGUCACCGAGUCCGAGUCUGAGACGGUCAAGAAUGCGAAAGCGAAUCUCACGGUCUCGAAAUAUCAGGCGAGGAAGCAGAGUGCGGCGCAUGGGAGAGAUUCUGCAAGCCAUUUCUUUGGCAACAACGACUUCUCCUACCUGUCUCUGAAACCAGAUCAUGAUAAUCGACCGUUAUGGAUAGACCCACAGAAGGGUCGUAUCAUCCUCGAGAGCUUCUCGCCAUUAGCUUCACAAGCGCAAGAUUUCUUGACUACGAUCGCUGAACCUCAAUCACGACCUCAAUUCCUCCACGAAUACUCCUUGACCCCGCACAGUCUCUAUGCUGCCGUUUCCGUUGGACUGGAUCCCAAAGAUAUCAUCGAUAUUCUAGAUCGAUUAUGUAAGGUUCCUGUUCCCGAUAGUAUUCGGAGCUUCAUCGAAGGCUGUACACACAGUUAUGGCAAGGUGAAGCUAGUGUUGAAGAACACAAAGCACUACGUCGAAAGUUCGGAUCCAGAGAUGCUACAGAGGCUCUUGAAGGACGAAGUAAUCGGCCCACUUAGAGUUCAGGGAACAGAGGACAUUACUACAAGUCUAGCACCGAAGAUGGGCGGCUUGGUUAUUCCUGGUACGAGAAAUGCUGCUGGAGUUCAGCAGGCAACAGCUGGAGAGGAACCAAAGCCGAAGGAAGGCGAGAAUGCCAACCAAGAGGAUAUAUUCGCUACAUUAAACGAAGACGAUGAUGACGAUGACGAGGCAGACGCUGUUCAUGCUUUUCAGAUCGCAGAUGAUGCUGUGGAAACUAUCCAGAAGCGAUGCUUGGAGCUGGGUCUACCUGUUCUCGAGGAAUACGAUUUCAGAAACGAUGAUGCCAACGCCAAUCUGGAAAUCGAUCUGAAACCUGCUGCUCAAAUCCGACACUACCAAGAGAAGAGCUUGAGUAAGAUGUUUGGUAAUGGCAGAGCAAAGAGUGGUCUCAUCGUUCUUCCUUGUGGAGCUGGUAAGACCUUGGUAGGCAUAACCGCGGCUUGUACGAUCAAGAAGGGUGUGAUCAUUCUCUGCACAAGUUCAAUGUCCGUCGUUCAGUGGCGACAAGAGUUCCUGAAGUGGUCAAAUAUCAAUCCUAAUGAUAUUGCUGUCUUCACCUCGGAUAACAAGGAGAGGUUCACUGGCAACACAGGUAUCAUCGUUACCACGUACAACAUGGUGGCGCAGAAGGGCAAGCGAUCAUACGACUCCCAAAAGAUGAUGGACUUCUUGACUUCAAGAGAAUGGGGUCUUAUGAUUCUAGACGAGGUCCACGUUGCGCCUGCCCAUAUGUUCAGAAGAGUCACAUCUAUCAUCAAGACUCACUCGAAGCUUGGACUGACUGCUACGUUACUUCGUGAAGAUGACAAGAUCAGUGAUCUCAACUUCCUCAUUGGCCCCAAGUUGUAUGAAGCCAACUGGAUGGAAUUGGCGGAGCAAGGACACAUUGCUAGAGUCCAGUGUGCCGAGGUCUGGUGCCCCAUGACGACCGAGUUCUAUACGGCAUAUUUGGAGGAGAGCUCUCGGAAUAAGUCUUUGCUUUGGAUUAUGAACCCCCGCAAAUUCCAAGCAUGCCAAUUUCUUAUUGACUAUCACGAGAAGAGAGGCGACAAAAUCAUCGUCUUCUCAGAUAACGUCUAUGCACUUCAGAUGUAUGCUCAGAAGCUCGGCAAAGUCUUCAUCUAUGGGGAGACCAGCAAUGCUGAACGACUUCGAAUCCUCGAAAACUUCCAACACAACGAGAACAUCAACACUCUCUUCUUGUCCAAAAUCGGAGAUACCUCUCUCGACCUGCCUGAAGCCACCUGCCUCAUUCAAAUAUCUUCGCAUUUUGGAUCUCGUCGUCAAGAAGCUCAGAGGUUGGGUCGUAUUCUCCGAGCCAAGCGCAGAAAUGACGAAGGUUUCAAUGCCUUCUUCUACUCCCUCGUUUCUAAGGACACAAUGGAGAUGGUGUACUCUUCGAAACGGCAAGCUUUCUUGGUCGACCAAGGUUAUGCUUUCAAAGUCAUCACUCAUCUACAAGGUAUUGAGUCGCUGCCUGACUUGGCAUUCACCUCUCCCGGAGAGCGCCGAGAAUUACUUCAACAUAUCAUGAUUCACAUGGAAACCGAUACAUCGAACGACUUCGAGCAAACCGAUGACCUGUUCCACCGAGUUGACAGAGAAGGGUCUGGCAUGAAGAUCAAGAAGAAGAAGCCCGCCAAGAGAACGGCCGGUACUCUUAGUGAGCUGGCGGGUGGUCAAGACAUGGCAUACGUGGAGCAGAACAAGAGUAGAAACAAGGAUCUAAAGAAGAACAAAAAAGAGAGCAAUCCUUUCUUCAAGAAAUUGCACCGAGAGACUCAGAAGAGAAAAGCAGCUUGGAACCCGGAUGAUGACUAAUUUGCUAGCAUUUAUGGGCGUUAAGGAAGAGGCUAUGGCUCGGGCAUUUGCUGGAGUUUGGAUAAAACUGUAUCGUCAGACUUGAGGACGAACUAGACCUGGAUUGCGCAAUGAAUACAGCCCCGUAAAAUCGUAAUU